Molecule: messenger RNA, 1725 nt
Organism: Symbiodinium natans
Lineage: Eukaryota; Dinophyceae; Suessiales; Symbiodiniaceae
Source: the annotation of a GenBank genome assembly
AUGACCUGGAGCGAUCCUGUUCGUGUGGUGCUGCAGGGGGUACCUGCGCAACCUGACAGCCCGAAUGCCAUUCUCUGGAGUUUGGAGCAGCCGCCGAAGCGGCGACGCAUUUGGGUAGGCACACAGAAACGGAUGCAAGGCCGGACCCGCGACUGCCAGUAUCACCUCUCCGAAGACACCAAGCGCGUGGUGCUGCGGCUGCGCAAGGUCUAUGACACCUUCUCCGCCGGGUCAUGGGCAGCCUUCCUGGACGUGAGGACCGGACGCCACUUCGGCGACUGCCUCGCCUGGCCGCACAUCCUCACGGAGCUUCAGGGGGCCUGGCGAAGUGACGACGAGGAGCCGAUUGAGGUCGUCGGAGAUCAGGUCGUCUGGCCGCGAGGCAGCCGGGAUGUUCUCAUCGUGGACGGGGGCACCGAUACUUUUACUCUCCGGCAGACCGGGGACGGCAACAAGGUCCCCUGUGAAGAGUUCCACGGAUUCUACGAGCGCCAAUCACACCGUGUCCGCUGGGACGAUGGAGACACCUGGUCGCGAAUCCCGGGGCUGGCAUUGUCGCGGAAGGAGGCUGGGCGUGAGGCCCUUCCGCUCGAGUAUGACAAGCAGCUCGCCCGAUGGGUACCAUGGCUCCCAGCAGAGGAGCUGAGGAGGGAGACCCUGCACUGGCUCCCGCCACUGGAUGCAGACGUCGGAGUGCGAGUCUCCAUCGUCAGCGACGAGCCCGAGGACACCGCUUUCGCAGAUGAGGUUCCUCUCCACAUCUCUUCGCUUUCCGGGCCUUUGAAUGAGCUGAAGCGGCAGUUGCUCUCGAGCUUGACAGAGGAGGAGGACGACCAGGAGGAUGGCAAGAAUGCAGAGGAGUUGGUCCUGGCAGACUUCGACGCGCUUCCGGUGGAGUUGCUCCGGAGGUGCCGAGUUUGUGCGCUCUCCAGCGCCGAGGCCGGGAUCUCCGCUGGCAGCAGUCAUCUUGCCGAGAGUCUGCUGGCGCUCCGGCGGGGCGAGCCACUGAGCCGAGGGAACGAGGCGGCGGCAUGUGGCGGUCUCGCGCGGUGGCUGCAGUGGCUGCGCUGUUUCCUGGCGCCUUGCGCAAGGAAGAACGUGGAUGCGGCGCUUGCUUCCCUCAAGGAGCGGCAGUUCCGGUCUUCCAAGGAGGCUCUGACCCUGUCUGCCAGCGAGGUUGCUCAGCUACAGUCGGAGAGGCAAAGUUUCCUGCAAGCUGCGGGAGCAUCGAGGUCUGAGCUUGCGUGGCAAUCUCCUUGGGUCAUCAUAGAACGUCUCCUUUUCGACAUUGAGAGACGAUUGCGCCAUCUUUGGCUGCUCGUGACGCCGCUGCUUGCUGACGGCUGUGGUCAUGGGAGGACGAGCAGCUUCGGCAUCAAGUUUGGUCGAGUACCAGCUGCCGGUGACAGCGUCGAGGCUCUACAGGAGAUGCUCGAGUUCAUGAGCAUGGAGCGGCUGGAGGUCCCAGACCUCGAAGUGCCCGAGGGCUGGAGAGUGACCGCGAGGCCAGCCACAUCGAGGUUUGACCCUGGUGAGGACGACCAGAAGAUCACGAUCGAUAGUUGGGAUGGCACCACCCUGCGAUGGACCGUCGACGCCAAGAAGUUCUUCGCCUUGGGUGGCGACAACAUUGCUGCUCUCCAGGAGGUGCGGAUGAUGUGCGGCAUGCCGAUGCCAGAGGGCUCGUACUUCCAGGCCCGGAAGGAUUUCCGAGGAAGGACUUGA